Aphanomyces astaci is the source of this 760-nucleotide messenger RNA. RefSeq lists its product as hypothetical. Gene Ontology annotation, molecular function: protein binding. The coding region runs from base 33 to 743 and encodes 236 amino acids. NCBI's taxonomy places the organism in Eukaryota, Oomycota, Saprolegniomycetes, Saprolegniales, Verrucalvaceae. The transcript has 3 exons. The record is from RefSeq and is a predicted model, not a curated record.
AACAAAUCGGGUUCAAGUUGCUGGCCAUCAAGAUGUUGGCACUGCGAGGCCGAAGCAUUGUCCGCCUGCGCGUGCCGCUUCUCCAUGUGGCUUCGUUCAGCUCGGACGGCGCUCCAGUGAAGCCACAAUUCGAAGAGAUUCUCCGAGACAUCCACAUUGAAAACGAUGCCAAGAAGAAACCCAGCGUCCACAAGCUGACAGCAUUGUUCCGAAGCGUGACGUCUCGCCAAGACCUCAUCGAAGCUGCCAAGACAUUGCGCAUCUACGAAGUGAACUUUGUCGAUCCAAAGCAGCAAACCGCAGGAGAGUUCAUUAAAGCCGCGAUCAAGCAAGACGCAGAAGACCUGGCCCUCAAAACCUUUCAGCAGCAUCACCGCAUUGGGAUGUUUGUGAGCACGGGGUCGCUCAACAACUUGCUGGUGCACCUGUACAAGAAGAAGGACCACGCCAGUGCGUUGACUUUGUACCGAGAACUGAAGCUUUACAAAGUCGAGCCGAACGUUGAAACGUAUUCGCUCGUGCUUCGGCACUUGCUUGGGGCGAACGAAUUCGCCCAGCUCUUGGACACUUUGGCCACGGCAGGGGCGGCCAACAUGGUCAAGGCCAACACCCUCAACCACAUCCUCAUUCAACUGACCAAGCAUGGCAAGCACGACGAGAUUAUCAACGUGCUUGACGUCGCCUCGACCCACAACAUCCCACAAAACGAUAUCACAAAGUCGGUCCUUGGAUCCAACCAAUAAAUAUAGCUUUUCCGGUC